Molecule: messenger RNA, 3009 nt
Organism: Dryobates pubescens (Downy woodpecker)
Lineage: Eukaryota; Metazoa; Chordata; Aves; Piciformes; Picidae
Gene: MLIP
Product: muscular LMNA interacting protein
Exons: 15
Coding region: 1-2892 (963 amino acids)
Biological process (GO): negative regulation of transcription by RNA polymerase II
Cellular component (GO): nuclear envelope; PML body; sarcolemma
Molecular function (GO): transcription corepressor activity; lamin binding
Source: RefSeq, a predicted model, not a curated record
AUGCUGGAAUAUGAAAGAGAUGGUUACUGGCAUGGUGUGCUGGAGCUGAGAGGGGAGUGGACACCAGAAAUAACCUGCAAAGCUUACUUUGUGGCUUCUGCUGGACUGGUGGCUACAAUGACUGACUUUGUCGUUCACAUGGGUGAGCUGACACAUGAAGACAGUGUAAGACUCCCAGAAGUAGAGAGUAUUUCAUUGGAAAAACAGUUAACUCUCACUUCUCAGGAAUCUGGAACCAAACCACUGACCUUCACAUUUGUACCAUCCAUUGGACGGCUUCCAACUCAUUUUGAGGUUGUGGAUGUCUCUAAGUACCUUGUGACAAUUCCAGAGGAACCAAAGGAUCUGACCAAUCAAGAAAUUACAAAUAAGUCUAACACAGUCUCUGAGGAGCUGGGCUUAAAGAGUGAGGCUAGACGAGACUGUGUGUUUGCUGUCCAUACAGGCAGCACCCAAACAGCUUUCCAGUCCUCACAGUGCAACUUGAGCAAAGGAGAAAUGCAGGAGAAUGACCUUUUUAAGGCUGAGUUUAUUCUGAUUACGGAUUCUGGUGAUGAAGAUGAAGUUGCCACUGCCUUGAGCAACAUUCAUCGGCCUUCCAAUGGCUAUGGUCCCAUCAGUGCUCAGCUGCUGCCCGCAUCUCACAUUUCCCCUGGCACCAGCGCAGGGAAACCUCCUGGCGAUGGGCACAUUCCAGGUGCUACACUUUCCCACAGCAGUGCUGAUCUACGUAAACAUCAGUUAAUUUCUACUCUUUCCAUCUCUGAUCAUCUUUCCUCUAAACCACCUGCUGUCCACUUAAUUUCUCCAACUAAUCAGAAAGUAGCAUGUGGUGCCAUGGUUAAUCUGAAUCAAGCCUCUUCGCUGGAAGACUCCCGUAACAACUGGCAGUCAGCAACUGGGUUUUCUAAGCAAGAUUCAUCUCUCUACUUUGUGUCUGCUUCCCAUAGUUCACCUCUCUCCAUGUCUAAAAUAUUGUCUUCUGCAUCAAACACUUGUUACUCCACUCCUCCACUGUAUGAUAACCUAGAAACACCACGUCUCUAUACCCCUGGCAGUGUUUGCAAAACAGGAGACUAUACCACAUCCUCUCUUCCAGCAAAGACUCCAAGUCUUUCCCCCAGUUCUCCAUGGUCAGCUGAAAUCCAAGGAUCUUCAGCUCAGUCUUUGUUCUGCAGUUCUUCCAAAACUUUGAACACUUCAGUUCCUAUCCCUGUACAUAUAGUAACACAUUCAUUAUCUCCUAGCCCUAAACCUUUGUCUCCACCCUCUCUUUAUGGCUCCUCUUCAACAAUAUGUAGUAUAAAUGAAUCUUGCACACAAAGGUCAUCUAGAGGAAAUUUAGCAAAGUCAGGAGUCAGAUCCCCUCUGCCAACCAGACUGACCCUCUUAACUGCUAUUUUGAGAUCGGGCUCUUCUCAGCAGAGAAGACCGCUUUCUCCUGCUUCUUGUCCCACAUUUUCUCCUAGCUCCCUUGGUUCCUCAACACUCACAAUAGAUCAAAAGUACAAAACAACUCCCCCAACUCCCAAGAAAUCUGUUUCAAGCCCUCUUAUAAGGCCAGAUUCUCCUAGCAGAGAGGAAUAUUUGCCUUCAGGAUGGGCUCAGCAUCUACCUUUAGCCUCCAAGAUUCAUCCUACCCCUCAGGCAAGAUCCCUUUCUCCAAAAAAGCACCUUCCAGUCAGGACAGUUUCACCAGACUCCCAAGGUCCUCUGUCAUCCUCCCAAUCCUCCCACAGAAAAUCAGUUGCCUCUCCAGGUUUGCAGUCUACACUGUCAUCUCCUUGUGGCACAGCUCUCUCAUCCUUUGCACGUCCUACCUCUCCUUCUCCAGAAGUGCUGCAAUAUGCUGCCUCCAGGUCUUGGGCACCUCAGAAGUCUCAGAGAGUACACACUUACUCACCCAUCUUUACCUGCCGGUCAUAUCCUUUGCUUUCUUCUACCAGAUGUAGAGGUGAUUUCCCCCCAGCUCCAGAAAAACACUCAUCUCCUUCCCAAAGUCUUUUGCAUCCGGAUUCUAGAUCUAAAUCAGAUUUAUCCCAAGCAUCUACCCAGGAAAUGAGUGCCUCCUCUCCUUACCCUUCAAGUGCCUCAAAGCCGUGGUCUCUCUCACAGCCUCAUUCUACUCCACCAGUUCCACGAACUGGUAAUAUUAAUUCUUAUCAGCUUAACUCUUCACUGGUGGACAUAAAUUAUAGGUCUAAUUCCUCCACCCCAAGACCUGAGCAAUAUUCCACCUCACCGAUGUUAAAGUGCAGAUCUCCUGUCUCAGACAAGUCAUCCAGCACACUGCCAUCAAGACCCAGAGACCUGACUUCACCACAGCCUUUUCCCCUGCCUUCUCACCAUGAAAACAUCAAACCCAAGCAGUACAAGAUCAAGACAAGCUACAAGGCAUUUGCAGCAAUCCCUACAAACACAUUACUUAUGGAACAGAAGGCAUUAGAAGAGCCAGCCAAGACUACCAGUGUGACUGAAGGCACUAAUUUGGACACCCAUGCAGAGAUGUGCUCCCCUGCCCAGCUCAGACAACAAACAGAAGAGCUGUGUGCUGUCAUUGAUCAAGUCCUGCAGGACCCACUGACUAUGCGUCGAUGCGAAUCUUCUCCAAGUUUCCUGCAGAUGAGCACAGAGUCAGAUGUUGGCAAAGUAUCAGCUACACUGCAGAGAGCAGCUGGGCGUGAAACAAGAUUUGCCAACCUUAACAAAUCAGCACCUACGGUGACAGAAAGUCAGCUGACAAAACCUGGUGUCAUUCGUCCUGUGCUGGUGAAAGGAAAGAGUGCACAACAACAGGAGGAGCCCUAUCAACCCAACCCUUUUAAAAAGUACCUUGAAGAAAUCAGUGAUCAAGCUAUUGAGCAGGUUGCCAGUGAAAGAGGUUCUGUUUAGCUAUGAUGCCUUGAAUUAGGAGGAAGAGCUAAAACUGUGGAGUAUUUUGAGGCCUGUUGAUAUACUGAGAAGGCAUCCACAGCAUAAAUGUUACCUAAACCACCUCUUUUUUCUUUU